AUGAAUAUACGGCCACCAAGAACCCUUCUUCGCCCGGGCGCCGCUGAUAGUGUUUGCUGGCAAUGUAGCUUGCAGCUAUCUCGAUCCAGGGUACCAACGGCAGCUUCUUCACGAACCUUUGCCCAAAGCUUCGCACCACAGAAUGCCAUUGCUCCGCGGCCUCGCCGCCUAAGACUGGGCUAUUUCUUCGCAAACAGCGCAUUGCCAUUGGCAAAGAAUAUUCGAUCUGGUAGAUAUGCAGCAUCAACGGCAGCGCCACGAAGUCAUGAUGAGGCCCCGACGUCAUCACCAACAACACCCCAUCCUAAUCAAGACCUCCCGCACCGACGACGACAAGCCGCGAAACGAAAAGCCGCACUCGCAGCAGCAGAAGCAGCAGGAAAUACCCCAGGCAACUCUCUUCCCGCCGAAGAUGCCUCGUCGGCCUUGACGACAUCGGCUGCCAACCACUCAGCCAAGUCAUUUCGACGGCAAUUCGCUCUCUACCUCUCGCUUUCGAAGCCGCGACUAUCGAUGCUUGUUGUUCUUACAUCAAUGUCUUCCUAUGCGCUAUAUCCAGUGCCCGACUUUCUUUCGCCGACCAUUGGCGUCGAUGCGCCAUCCUUGUCACCUCUGACGCUCGCCUUCCUCACCACAGGAACGGCUUUAUGCUCGGCUUCGGCAAACGCCCUCAACAUGCUGUACGAGCCCGAUACGGAUGCCAAGAUGUCAAGAACUCGCAACAGACCACUGGUUCGAGGUCUGCUCACACAGCGAAAGGCUGUUGUCUUUGCCAUACUGGCCGCGGCAACAGGAGUCGGUGCACUCUACUUCGGCGUCAACCCGACGGUUGCCGCUCUCGGCGCGACCAAUGUUGUUCUUUAUGCCGGCGUAUAUACACCGAUGAAACGUCUUCACUGGUUGAACACAUGGGUUGGUGCUAUUGUAGGAGGAAUCCCGCCCCUCAUGGGUUGGGCGGCGGCUGCAGGAGAGGCCGCAACAGACACUGGAGGUUUUGAAGAGCUACUCCUCACACGUGAUGCAAUUGGAGGCUGGCUGUUGGCAGGCCUUCUUUUUGCCUGGCAGUUUCCACACUUCAUGGCGCUGUCCUGGUCCAUUCGAGAGGAAUACAAAAUUGCGGGGCACAAGAUGCUCGCUUGGAUCAAUCCUGCACGCAACGGACGAGUAGCUUUGAGGUACAGCCUUGCGUUCUUCCCAAUUUGCUUUGGUCUCUGUGCUGUAGGAGUUACCGAGUGGAGUUUUGCAGUCACCAGUUUGCCUAUAAAUGUAUGGCUCACACGUGAGGCUGUGCGAUUCUGGAAACACGAAGGUUACCAAGGCAGUGCCAGAGGUCUCUUUUGGGCGAGUGUUUGGCAUUUGCCAGUCGUCAUGGUGUUUGCCCUUGUCCAGAAGAAGGGCAUGUGGAGCCGGGUGUGGAGGGCUGUUUUUGGUGAGCCUCUGGUCGAGGAUGAUGAAGACGAGGAUGAAUGGGAGGAUGAGGAGAUUACCGAGACAAUCCCCAAGCCCAAAGAGCUUCGCAUAGGCAGCUAG
Messenger RNA from Pestalotiopsis fici W106-1, 1530 nucleotides. RefSeq names its product Protoheme IX farnesyltransferase. Gene Ontology annotation, molecular function: protoheme IX farnesyltransferase activity. Gene Ontology annotation, cellular component: mitochondrial membrane; mitochondrion. The transcript has a single exon. Lineage: Eukaryota; Fungi; Ascomycota; Sordariomycetes; Amphisphaeriales; Sporocadaceae. Gene Ontology annotation, biological process: heme biosynthetic process. Bases 1 to 1530 code for a protein of 509 amino acids. The record is from RefSeq and is a predicted model, not a curated record.